GACAGCGCCUUUAAUCACCAAAAGAGCCACGGGAGUUGUUUAAUUUCUUUUCAUUUUCAGCAACGUUUUCAUUUGUUUUCAUUUGCAUUUUUAACAUUGGAAAGCGCACAGGAAAGUGCACAUUUAGCAGCCUAAGAGUUCUUGGAGCUUCGGUUGAGGAUGACAGACAUCGUUCAGGCAAUGGACACAGAGCCAAACUACCCUGCGUGUGCCCUUGAACUGGAGUCAGAUCAGAGUUUUGAUUCUCCAAAGAGCCCACCCCUAGACUUGAUUGACACAGGAAAAUUACUGAAAGUUCAAACAGCCUCCCCUCACCUGGUCAGCCUGGGCAGCGGAAGACUCAGCGUGGCCAUAACUCUACUACCUCUGAAAGAAGGAGUGACAUGCAUAGGCCGUGAUGAUGCCCCUGUACCUCAGGACAUAAUUAUCGAGGGACCUGGCAUUGAAGCAGAACACUGCAAAAUUAAGAACAGACGAGGGAUCAUCACUCUGGACCCCUGUGGAAACCUGUGUUCACUCGAUGGGGUCCCAGUCACCAGGCCAACACAACUCACACAAGGUUACACACUCUGUCUGGGUAAAUCCCAUUCCUUUCGUUUUAACCAUCCUGAGGAGGCAAACCGAAUGAAGAGCAUGUUGCCUCAGAAGAGUCCAGUUUCUCCUCUGGUGUACAGCACAGAUUAUCUGAAGUUCAGCAGUGACUUUAGUCAAUGUCUGGGUGGAACCAACUCUAGAGGCAUGCGCACUGUAUCCGAACUGCGGGAUUUAAUGGACACGUUACAGAAAAAGAAACAGGCAUUAGAGAACAGCUUGCGAGCCAAUGGUGACUCUAGUCCCUCCUACUUUAGCAUGACACGGUCUCCGCCCACCACACAGAGUCUGGUGUCACCUGUCACCUCCUCCUCCCCAACACCAUCCUAUCAGGAACAAGCCAGGCGAUUGUACAGCUCAGAACGGCCGCCACUUUCGAACAAAGUUCCUGCCUAUUUGUCCAACAGUAUGCCUCCCUCAAUGCGCCGUUCUGACCCCCGCGAGCAUGAAACAUUGCUUCCUUACUCGCGACCCAUAUCUCGUAACCAAUCUCAGGAUAGUCUGCUCCUCUCUAUUUCGGAGAGUCGACAUGCUGCGACUUCAGACUCUUCUCUCUGGAAUGGAUCUUCCACCAGUACAGCCGUUUUCCUAGCCCAAUCACCAGGGGGCAGUAGUGGGGCAGCCAGCAUGCCUUCAAGUCCCCGUCUGGCUCGGAGAUACCAUGCUUUAGACACAGGGUAUAAUGGUGAGCUCAAGCCCACUCCCCAACAAAGUAAGUACUCAGAUGAGUUGCUUACUGGCAUGAGCUCGCACAGUCGCUCACACAGUCGCUCACACAGUCGCUCCCUACCACGCCUCUAUCAACCUGCUGACAACAAGUUCAAACUCACAUCAACCUAUCGAUCUCCUGAUAGCCACCCUACUCGCCCGACUGACAUCCUUGAGGCCAACCAACAAAACGAGCACUCUGAAGUGGUCUCCAUUUCCCUUUUCACCAAACCUGGUACCAAGCACAUUAUGACCCCUCCAGAUGUAACCAUGAUCUCAGCAGAUGCCACCAGUCCUCGCCAGGCCAAAAAGGUGAGUCUGACCUCUACCAGCUCCUACUCAGAACUGCAUGAGCAAGCACUACAUGGUUCCUCCCAAGUUCUGGAGAUCGGUCUUGGGGAGAGGAGGCAGUCAUUUGGGAAGUCAGGGCUGGGUCUGCAUGGUGGCUUCAGGGAGAGGAAAGGCAGCAUCAGCUCUAUCAGUGGAAAAGAAGAACUUCAAGACUACCAUCAGAGACAGAGAGACGAAAGACUGCGGGAACAGGAGGUUGAGAGAUUGGAACAUCAGCGUUUGGAGACUAUCUUGAAUUUGUUUUCCAAGCUGGGCCGCACAGAGCAGGACAAAACUGGUUCGGCCGUCGCAGACUUGCAGAAGAUCAACAAGGAACUGGAGAAAUUACAGGUGUCAGAUGGCGAGUCUGCAUUUUCAGAUUCUGCAAGUCUCUCAGCCAGCAUUUCUGCAGAAAAUGACUACGGGUCCAAAGCCCGGAAGUCCCAGGCCAGUAAGGAGAGGCAGGUACGGCAGUGCUGGAGCAAUAGAGAAUUUAGGGAGGAGUCAGCAGCUGUCCUUGGCUCCGCCCCCACGCCUUCUCCUCGGCUGACAGGGACACACAAGCAGUCACCUGAAGAAGACUCCCAGCUGAAGCUGGAAGUGAGAAGUUUCAAGGAGGAAAGAAUACAGAUCAUGGAUAAAAUAGAAGAACUCGAGCUGAAGAUCAAAGACCUGGACAACCAGAUGGAGGAGUCCAACAGAGAGUUGGAAGUGGAACGUGCUCUACUGAAGGGUGAGCAAGAUUCAGAGACCGCUCAACUACAGCAGGAGAAAGACAUUUUGGACCAACUUAAAGACAAGAUGGCUGACAUAGAGAACAAGGCGCAGACCGAAAAACCUCAGAAAUCAGAGAUGCUAGAGGUGGAGACCAAGAGUUUUGAAGAUUUGGAGUUUCAGCAACUGGAGCGAGAAAGUCAUCAGGAUGUGGAAAAUGAGACUCAGAAUCAACAGAUUCUCAGGGAGAUCGCAGAAUACCAGCGGAGCACUGUUACACGAAAGGAGAAACUCCAGGCCCUGAAGAAACAGUACACCCAGAUUUCACAGCAAGCUCAAAGGGACAAGGAGAGCUUUGUAAAGGAAAAGAAUAAUCUUCAGAUGAUGCUGCAGCGGGAAAAGGACAGUCUUGACAACUUGGGGAAGAAAUAUUCCAAGCUCACUGGUGUGCUGGGUUUCCCUGUCAGUCCCAUCAGUAUGAAGGAGCAUUUCCGCACCCUGGAGGAAAGGAAGCGGUACAUUAAAGAGGGCGGAGCUCAUUUGAGUGGCACUCUUCCUCGGAAGAAGACCCAGCCCACUGUAACCCCUCAGUUUAACUGUGUCACCCUGGGACGUAAUAUACUCUCGAAUUCUCAUCCACCUUUAGCUCAAAGCUCCAGCUGCGGGAGCAUGUUGAACCAAGCCCUCGCCAUCACCCCUAAAGACACACACAUGAAAACACACCGCCUGCACAAGGGGCACAGUCAGCAGCACAUUGGCGAGGAGCACCAAACAAGAUUAAGUGAUCUUCGCGGCCGGGCAUCGUCGCAGACCAAUGUCUAUCUUAACUCCUUCGGUUAUCAAGAUAAUGGAUGUCCCUUCGACACACUGAGUGUGGACAGCUCGGACAGUAUGGAGACGAGCAUAUCUGCCUGCUCGCCCGACAAUGUCUUCAGUGCCACCACAUCCACUGUUUCGAAGAUCGAGGAGAUGGAACGUCUUCUCCGGGAAGCUCAGAUGGAGAAGCACCAGCUCCUAGAAUACAGGGAGAGAGAGAUGGAGAGCAAGAGCAGGGCUCUUGAAGAGGAGAGGAGAAGACGAGAAGAGCUGGAAAAGCGAUUGCAAGAAGAGGCCGGCAGGAGGCAGAAACUCAUCGAGAGAGAGGUGAAACUUCGUGAGAAACAGCGAGCACAGUCUCGUCCCCUGACACGCUACCUACCUGUAAGAAAGGAUGACUUUGACCUUCGAGGCCAUAUCGAAUCGGCCGGACACAACACCGAAAUCUGUUACCAUGUUUCCAUCACAGAGAAAACCUGCAAGGGCUUCCUCAUAAAGAUGGGCGGCAAAAUCAAAACCUGGAAGAAGCGCUGGUUUGUUUUUGACCGGAACCGCAGGACAUUGUCCUACUAUGCAGAUAAACAUGAGGCCAAACUGAAAGGAGCGGUUUAUUUCCAGGCCAUAGAGGAAGUGUAUUAUGACCACUUAAAGAGUGCCCACAAGAGUCCGAACUCUUCAUUAACUUUCAGUGUGAAGACUCAUGAUCGGGUGUACUACAUGGUGGCGCCCUCUCCAGAGGCAAUGAGAAUCUGGAUGGACGUUAUCGUUACAGGGGCGGAGGGAUACACUCAAUUCAUGAUUUAGAUCAGGGGUUCUCAACCUUUUGCAAGCUGGGCCCCCCAAAGCUGGUUCAUUGCAGUUGGGGCCCCAGUGCCCCCCACCCCGUGCAUUUUAUUGUUGUUGUUAUUAUUAUUAUUAUUAUUAUUAUUAUAAUUGGCAGUAGCACCAGACUUCUAAAGUGAGCUUGCAGGCAUUAUUAUUAUUAUGAGUAGUAGUAGGCCUAUUAUUAUUACUAGGCUGUUGCUAUAUAAUUAUAUGAGGUUACAUGCUUUAUUGUUGUUAUUAUUAUUAUUAUUAUUAUUAUUAUUAUAAUUGGCAGUAGCACCAGACUUCUAAUGUGAGCUUGCAGGCAUUAUUAUUAUUAUUAUUAUUAUGAGUAGUAGUAGGCCUAUCAUCAUUACUACGCUAUUGCUAUAUAAUUAUAUUAUAUAGCAAUAUAAGGUUACAUGCUUUAUUGUUGUUAUUAUUAUUAUUAUUAUCAUCAUCAGUAGGCCUAUUAUCAUUACUAGGCUAUUGCUAUAAUUGGGAAUUGGCACCAGACCUCUGAUAUUAAUUUAUGCUUUAUUAUUGUUAUUAUUACUAGGCCUAAUAGUAGGCAUCAUCUGCAUUUUUUACAGAAGCUUGCUGGUAGGUGAUGUUAAUGUGAGACCUGAGCCUGCUUUGCCUUGCAAAGAUCCUCAAUUCUUGGCUCAAUGUUUGAUAAACAUAGCCUCAGAUCAUCCUCGAUUUGUGCACGAUUGCGGUAUUUCGUUUUGAGUGCAGUCAUUUUUGAGAAUCCUGCCUCACACAAAUAUGUCGACGCGAAAGGAAGGAGAAUCUUCAAGGCGACGUUACAGAGUUCAGGCUAUUCCUGCAUCAAUGCUGCCCAGAAUGACGAAAGAGGGCAGGAGCUAAAGAGUUCCUUCAGUCUACUGUCACUCUUCAGCUCAAUAAGCUGUUCCUGCAUAUCAACUGAUAGCUCAUUUGCUGUGCACACAAACGGAUCUCGAACCCACGCAAAAGAGCGAUAAUCCUCUUUAAAGUACGUCGCAAAUUGUUUUCUCAUUGCUGACAGGUGCUCAGACGCUGAUUGAAAUAGGGAGGAGAAAUCGUGUGACGUGCCUGCAUCAGUGAUAAAGUCUGCAAGGCUGGGGAACAUGGCGCAGUUCCCUCGACUGAUGCGGCCAUGCCAGAGGUCUAGUUUUUGUGUGAAGGCGUGCACUUUGUCUGCAAGGAGCAAAACAUGAGUUUCGCGGCCUUGCAAAGACAGGUUGAUAUCAAACAAAUGAGCGCCGUUUUCUAAAGUCUAUGAGUGCAGCACACACAAAUAAACUAAAUUGACAUACUGCAGUUAAAUUUCAAAAUGUGGUGUUUUUAUAUUUAUAACAUUUGAAUACCGUUCAGCAACAUACAUCACACGACCUGACGACCAAGAGAGCUGACAAUUGACCAUCACUUAAUUUACCAUCACCUCACGAUGACAGUUCAACAAACAAGUUAAUAAUAUUAAGUCACUAUAAUAUUAAGACGAAAUAAUGACUGUUUUGGUCUAUUUUAGCAGCGAAAAUAGAUCCGAUGAAUCCAAACAAAGAUCACAGCAUAGCCAUAGCGCAUCUCACAGCAAUACUCAAUCGUGUUUUGAAUGAUUCAGUGUUGUGAAUGAAUCGGUUGAGUCAAAGAUUCAAUGACCCAUUCACAAACAUCUGUCUCAUUCUUGAUGAAUCGGCCGUUUGAACGAAUCGUUUGAAUGAACGACUCAAUGACUCGCGUAAUGAAACCGCUUAUCACCUGCAUUUGCGCUCACUAUCGACAAACCAAUCAAAUUUGUUCAAAGCUUUUUUUUUUAAAUCAGUCCAAACACAUUUUAAUUUUUAUUCAGGAGUUAUGUAUAUACAAAACUAUAACUUUUUAUGACAGUAAAAAUAAAUUUUUUAUCACAGUAGUGAUAAAAAAAAUGUGCCCAAACAUUUUUUUUUCCAGUUUUUUUUCCCUUCCGGGGGCGUGCCCCACCGGUUGAGAACCAGAGAUUUAGAUGAUGUCCACCAGCUGGGGAGGAGGAAUGUGUGUGGAAUGAAAACCACCGGACUUGCUCUGCACUCUUUCACAGGCUGGUUUUAAUACUGCCCCCUAACGCUAGUUUUAUUUUCUUAUAAUAAACAUUUAUGAACUGCUUUUGAUCCAGUCUCAAUCCACAAUAUUGAAACUUUACCCUUUGUACCUUUUUAUAACAUUUACUCGGCAGCCCAGAGAAUGGAGCACAUAUCCCGUAAUUUCAAAUGUUAGAUGUGUGCAUGUGUUUGUGCAUGUGUAUUUGGUAUUUCUUGUGUGUGUGUGUGUGUGUGUGUGUGUGUGUGUGUGUGUGUGUGUGUGUGUGUGUGUGUGUGUGUGUGUGUGUAAAGAGUUGGACGUGUUAAAUGAUAUUCAGUGCCAUGGUGCCACGCUGUGUGUGGUCUGUUUGCUACUAUCUGUACAGGACCUCAGGGACACACAUUAUAUUCCUAAACAGCUGUCAGCUGUUUCUGCCAAAGAUAUGAACACACAUUGUAAAGUUUAUGUAUAGGUGUGUGUGGUUUAUGAGGAAAUUGUUUUAGGUUACAGACUGAUAAUUACAAGGGUAUUAUUCUAUAAAUGUGGUUUAUGAGGACAUUUCUAGUGUCAACAUUAUUGAAAUUGCUUAAACAUAUUUAACAAUGUUUUUAUGAAAAUGUAAAUACGGUAAAUAUAGUUCAUACAGUAUAAAAAUCAUUAUGUCUAUAGAGAGUCCUCGUGCGUGCGCGCGUGCGCGCGCGUGCAUGUUUGUUUGUUUGUGAUAUAUUGCUGUCCAUCUGCUACAGUGCAGGGAAUUCCCAAAAAAAAAAAUUUACCUGGUCAAGGCCUAUGAUACCAGUAGGUAUCAGUAGGCCUGGACUCUGGUUGUUCUUCGUGCUUUCAGAGUCCCUGACCCUCUGCUCAUGAUCAUUAAGGACCUUCAUGAUGGUGAGCGGGCCCGGGUAAAACUACGUGGUUGGGAGUCAGAGCCAUUCCCUGUACACCUUGGUGUGCGACAGGGAUUUCCCCUUGCUCCCACAUUAUUAAACAUCUAUUUGGACCACGUAGUUCAUGAAGCUUUCAAUAGCUGUACCAGAGGAAUUUCCAUCUCGUACACAUACAAUAGGAGGCUGAUUUAAUGCCCGGGUGCGGUCAAGGGAUGGCUCCCUAUUGCUCAACCAUGUUAUGUAUGCCGAUGAUCUGGUAAUUGCUGCUCACUCAGAGGAGGAGUUGGAAGAGCUGCUUCUGAACCUGGAGCUUGCCACUAAGAAGGUGACACUACCAAAUGGUGAUCGAGCAGUUGUGUAGAGAGUGGAGUGUUUCCUGUACCUGGGCAGUGUGCUCACGACUGGCUCCAGUUUAGCAGCGGCAUUAUCUUUUCAUCGGUUGCAUAACGCUGCGUGGAAGCUACCUGGACUGUCGCUCCACACGAAGCUUCAGGUCUUCUCGGCCCCAGUCAUUCCCUCCCUUCUCUAUGCUUGCUGAAGGUGGACUCCGUUAAUGGAACAUCUUUGCCGGUGAGAAACAUUUAGGAUGGCCUGCCUAUGAUCCAUCCUGGGUUUAACUAGGCUGGAUUGUGUGAGGAGCUCAUAAAUCCUUGAAAGAUCUGGACAAAGUCCUAUCGGUGAACUCCUCUGGCAGGCAAGGCUGCGUUGGCUGGGCCAUGUAGCCUGCAUGCCCAGCCACCUCAUGCCUAAACAGCUUUUGUUUGAGGGGGCUAAACAGGCGCAGUACGGGCUAGAGAGGAGAUGGAGGGAUGUGGUACAGGAGGAUGUGGAGCUGAGUGGACUUGCCGCUGACUGGUUCCAGCGGUGUCAAGAUCGGCCUCUGUGGAGGAGGCUCGUGAAGGACGCUACUUCAGAGGCAGUCGCCCUCCAACAACAAUGGAGGGCGGAGGAGCGACGCUCACAACAACGAGCGGAGCGCCGGAUGGCUAAAGCACAACAAGUUAGCACAGUAGGAGGCAUAGGUGGUCCAUCAGCCAGUCCUCCCAGUCAGUCGGCCCGUGGCAUCUGGGUCUGCCCCAUGACCUCCGGGUCUGCCCUAUGACCUCCUGCCAGUGGGCUUUCGACACUUCACGUGGCCUUAAGGUGCAUAUAGCCUGGCACAAGGCUAUGUCACCACCAUGGCAAAUGGUGUGUGUGUGUGUGUGUGUGUGUGUGUGAGAAUGUGUUACAGUGCCUUCAGUUAUACUGAUAUGCCUUCAUAACUCAAUAUUACACACUAAUCAAAAGGUACUAAGAGACAAACUUGCGUUUUUAUUUCUUUAAAUUGUUGUUAAAAAAUUUCGAACACUACAGUUACACAUUUUAACAAUUUUUAACCUGCUUGCAGUUCAGAUAUUACGCAGACUCCAAAGGAUAAAUGCAACUUCUGGUUGUUCACAUUGAAUUAUGGCACACAGAAACAAGGUUUUUGAUAUAUUUUAUAAUUCUUAAUAUGUAAAAUGUGAAUUUUACAGUACAUGGGCUGUAUUCAAUGCUUUUUGUCCCAUUUUCUGGCUAUGAUUACGCAAAUACAGUCUGUGGAAAAGGCACGUAGUGCCACACAUGACAGAAGCCAUCAGAAAACCAAAAACACCUUCUGGUUAACUGAUGAUUCUUCUGAUUAAAAGGGAUAGUACAUCCCCCAAAAUGUCAUCAUUUACUCAACCUCAUGUUGUUAAAACCCAUUUGACUUUAUUCUGUUGAGCAUAAAAUUAGAUUAGUAUGUAGAAAGACAGUCACCGUUCACUUUCAUUGUAUGGAGAAAUUUUUUUUUAAUGCAAGUCAAUGGCAACUGAGACUAACAUACUGCUUAACAUCUUUUGUGAUUUACAGAAGAUUAGAAGUCAUAUGGGUUGGACCAACAUGAGGAUGAGUAAAUUAAUUUAUGGAUGAACUAUCCCUUUAACUUCUGAUUAAGCCACUAUUACUACAUGUCCUUAAUGUCUUUUAUAGAUUGUAUAUAGAUUUGUAAGUACAAGUCCAAUUCGUCUGAAUUCUAAACCAGUUUCAAUACCACCAGUAGGGGGAGACAGCCAUCGGAUAUAUUUGUAUUAACUGUUAGGCUUGCGUCUGAAUUAGUCUGCAGUCUGUUUUUGCUGAGCUGAUUUGAAUUUCCUGUUAAUACUCUUUUGUGACAAAUAUAUAUAUAUAUAUGUGUGUAUAUGUUUACCACGCAUGCACAUUUAUUUUUGCAUACAGCUAAAUAAAGCAAAUACAUUUUUUAUUGUGAUCUAUUUAUUCUUAAUCAUCAAAUAGAUGUUAUUACAGAUUCAGUCAACCUCAGCUGUGGUUCCCUUACGACAAAGUACACUAGACCUUGUGUUUAUUAACUGGACUUGAUUUGAGUUAUAACAUGGUGAAGAGUACAUUUGUCUGGUUGUUUAAAAGAUUAUGGUAGAUUUUGAAUGUUUUGCCAAGUCUGUUUACUUUAAACUCUCUUCUCUCACAUUAAACUCUUGAUUAAUGGCAGAUGGAAUAUUUACACAUGCAUUAUCAUUUAAACUUCCCCCAAACACACAAUUUGCAUGCAUGUGUAUGUGUUUCCAGGCAUGCUCUAAUUUUUGCAUGCAUAGCAUUGUUAGGAUGAAAAUGUUCGCCUUAGGUUGUUUCAUUUCAUGCAUUCUGUGAUGUUCUGUUUACGGUUUUUAUUUGUGGGAAUACUGUUCUUUACUUGUCCUUCCUUUCUGGGUAGACUGUGUGCAAAGGAUACUUUGGUGAGGUGCAAACUCAAGCAACGUAAACAAUUUGUCAGUUUCCUCUAUGUGGCCAAUGUUUUCCAAAUAAAACACCAAACACCCUU
This is a messenger RNA of Xyrauchen texanus (razorback sucker), 9732 nucleotides long. Its product is annotated as pleckstrin homology-like domain family B member 1. Gene Ontology annotation, cellular component: basal cortex. NCBI's taxonomy places the organism in Eukaryota, Metazoa, Chordata, Actinopteri, Cypriniformes, Catostomidae. The record is from RefSeq and is a predicted model, not a curated record. Gene Ontology annotation, biological process: regulation of microtubule cytoskeleton organization. Gene Ontology annotation, molecular function: protein binding. Bases 160 to 3963 code for a protein of 1267 amino acids. The transcript is spliced from 20 exons.